GACAGAGGGGGAGAGACACGGGGGGAAGGACACAGGUGGAGAGACAGAGGGUGAAGGGCAGACGGGGAGAGACAGAAGGGGAAGGACGGAGGGGAGGAACAGAGGGGGAGGGGCAGAGAGUGAGAGACAGAAGCCUCCCUCACUUCCACCAGCUCCGUUUACCCCCCAAUAUAUUCUCCUUUGCCUCACCUGCUUCCCCCCAUCCCCUUCCCUGCUUCCCCCCAUCCCCUUCCCUGCUUCCCCCCAUCCCGCUCCCUGCUUCCCCCCAUCCCGCUCCCUGCUUCCCCCCAUCCCGCUCCCUGCUUCCCCCCAUCCCCUUCCCUGCUUCCCUCCAUCCCCUUCCCUGCUUCUCCCCAUCCCCUUCCCUGCUUCUCCCCAUCCCCUUCCCUGCUUCUCCCCAUCCCCUUCCCUGCUUCCCCCCAUCCCCUUCCCUGCUUCCCCCCAUCCCCUUCCCUGCUUCCCCCCAUCCCCUUCCCUGCUUCCCCCCAUCCCUUUCCCUGCUUCCCCCCAUCCCGCUCCCUGCUUCCCCCCAUCCCCUUCCCUGCUUCCCCCCAUCCCCUUCCCUUCUCUACACGGUGCAUAG
Molecule: messenger RNA, 583 nt
Organism: Closterium sp. Naga37s-1
Lineage: Eukaryota; Viridiplantae; Streptophyta; Zygnematophyceae; Desmidiales; Closteriaceae
Source: the annotation of a GenBank genome assembly